AUGGUUGUUGUAACUGUAGCAAGGUCAAACGCAGAUGUUAAUGAAAAGAAGGAUGAGAGGUACUGGAACUAUGAAUGCUAUACCAUAACCACUGGAAGCAUAGAGAAAUACCAAAUAUAUCAGCGCAUGGGCCGGGGAAAGUAUUCGGAGGUGUUCGAAGGCCGCAAGGACAGGGAGAAAAUUGUGAUAAAAGCCCUUAAACCCGUAAGGAAAGCAAAGAUCUGCCGGGAGGUGCUAAUACUGAGGAAUCUUUCACACAAGAACAUCAUAAAAUUGAUGGACGUUGUUGUUGACCCUGAAUCCCAAAUAUACUCCCUGAUUUUUGAAUACAUAGAGCAUGAGGACUAUGCAAAAAUAUUUGAGAAGCUGUGCUACAAAGACAUCGUUGAAUACUCCAGGCAAAUUCUUUCCGCUCUAAGUUACUGCCAUAGCAUGGGAAUAAUUCACAGGGACAUCAAGCCACAGAACAUGGUGAUUAACCAAGCCAGGAGAGAGCUUAAAAUAAUUGAUUGGGGACUUGCAGAGUUUUACCAUCCAAAGAAAGAGUACAGCGUCAGAGUUGCAAGUAGAUACUACAAAGGCCCCGAGCUAUUGGUUGAUUACCCGUAUUACGACUAUUCGCUUGACAUCUGGUCGUUUGGAUGCGUUUUGGCAGAGCUAGUGUUUAAGAAAAGGCCCUUUUUCCAUGGGGAGAGCAACAGUGACCAGCUGGUCAAGAUAGCCAGAAUCCUAGGAUACACUCAUCUGAAAAAGUACGUCAGAAAAUACAAAAUGGCUCCUCUUAAUCCAAAAUACGAGGGAGUGGGUGAGAGAGUGUUGCUUUCUUCCUUUACUCCUCCUGGAAAGACCGGUUUAUACACCAAUGCAAUAGACCUGCUAGAAAAAAUACUAAUAUAUGACCACCAAGACAGGCCUACUGCUGAUGAGUGCUUAAGACACCCUCUCUUUGAGUCCAGAUGA
Molecule: messenger RNA, 960 nt
Organism: Encephalitozoon cuniculi GB-M1
Lineage: Eukaryota; Fungi; Microsporidia; Unikaryonidae
Product: casein kinase 2 catalytic subunit CKA2
Exons: 1
Coding region: 1-960 (319 amino acids)
Biological process (GO): protein phosphorylation
Cellular component (GO): cytosol; protein kinase CK2 complex; nucleus
Molecular function (GO): protein serine/threonine kinase activity; ATP binding
Source: RefSeq, marked provisional